AAGUUAACGCCCUCUUAGAGUUCAGGUAUUUUCUGUGCUGUUAUGUUGCUUUUAUCCGAAACAUUGUUGGGCUUGUCUGCGGCUCCACUGAUGUUCAAGAAGGGAGCUUUCUAGGUGCUUUGCUUACUUUCUAUCCUCCUGUUGUGAGCAGAGCCUCAGAAGAGAAGGACAGACGGGACUUGUUUCUGGAAGCCACAAUGAAUACAACCAACUGUACUGAACCGAAGAAGGAGGAAUUUAUGAAUACACUUCUGACUACUCUUUACAUCUUGGUUUUUGUUGUUGGAUUGCUACUGAAUUUAUGUGGAAUGAAGUGUUUGGUACACAACUGGAAGAAACUUAGGAUUAUUACCAUCCUUGUUCUUAACCUUGAAGUAGCAGACAUGUUGUAUCUGCUGACUCACCCAUUUCUUGUGUACUACAUUAAUAAGAAUGACUGGAUCUUUGGAAAAGGAUUCUGCUUGGUAGCAAGAUUCUGCUUCUACCUGAAUUUAUACGGCAGCAUUGGAUUUCUCACCUGUAUCAGUGUGUACCGGUACCUGGCUGUUGUUCAUCCAAUGAGAACGAUGGGGAGAUUAGCUACAACUCACUCUGUGGUCAUCUCAGUUGUGAUGUGGAUUCUGGCGAGUGUCAUAAGUUUUCCAGACUUGUCAUUCCCCAAAUAUUCAGAGAACUCUUCAGCGUGUUAUGAUACAACUGAUUCAGACAAUGUUGAGAAAUACCUGACCUACAGCCUCUGCUGGACGUUCAUUGGAUUCUGCAUCCCUUUUAUCGUCAUUGUGGGCUGCUAUGGACAUGUGAUUGUUGUGAUCUCCUGCUCAGAUAUGAUGAAGAAGAACCAGAAACAACAAAUCUUAAAGCUGUUGGUUUUUUUGAUUCUUUUAUUUACUUUUUCUUAUGCACCCUUCCAUGUUUUCAAGAACCUCAGUCUGUAUUCCAGAGUUUUGAUUAAGCAGAAGGAAUGUCGUACGUGGAUUAAUGGAGUAUAUAAUGCACGUAUUGUAAGUUUUGGUCUUGUGAGCCUGAAUAGUGCUGUUAACCCGCUGGUUUACCUGUGUGUUUCUGAGGACAUGGAUACUCAGUUCAGGCAGCUGCUGCAGGGAUGUCAACCGAUGUUCAGUUGUUUCAAGCUGAAAUCCAGCUCUGAGCCAGUGUGAGGAAGAAGCUGAAAGUGUCAUGAUUCGUGUUUCUGUGUUUAUUUUUUCAGUCCCGUUUUCCUGUAGUCUCUGUCCUGUCCUCCCGUUGAUUGUUUCCCAGGUGUGUCUCAUCCCCUUGAUUACCCCGUGUGUAUUUAAACCCACCUGUUGUCCUCGUCUCUCGUUGGAUCCUUGUCGUAUGUCGCCUGUUUCUCCGUGCUGUUCCCUGGAAAUCAUCAUUAAAUUCAUCAUUUUCACAUACAUCCUGGGUCUGCCUGCAUCCGCGUCCUCACCUCAACAAACCACAUCAUGACAGAAAGUGCUUUAUGAAUGGGAGUCACAUUUGUGUCAAUCAGACUCUUCAGGAACGUCCUGAUAUCCGUGACGAGGACAGAGAUGCAACUGUGUCUGCAUCCAGGACCUACUGCCAGUCAUCUGGAUGUAGCUAAAUAAAGAUGCAGGUAAGAUUUAUUACUAAUCUAGAGAUGUCACAAUUCCUUGAGUGAUUAAAGCACUGUGAUUUAUUAAAAUCCAUCAAAGCAAAUUAUCUGCCUCAGAGUUUGUUGAACUAUGUUUUGCUAUUUAUUACCAACUGCUUUUAAUUAUUUUUUCUUCCAAGUGUUUUCUCUUUUUCAUUAGUUUUUAUUUUUUUGUAAGAAUGUAUUGUGUUUUUUUUUGUUUUUGUUUUUAUGUCUCAUGUGUGCAUACUAAGCUGAAAGUUGCCAAACAAUUUCACUGUAGUUUCAUAAUGACUAAAAGAUGCCUGUAGCUCAUAAUGAUUGUCUGUUCUGUAUUAACAGCUGAUGGAGGAAGGCAGAGAGUACUGGCAGCAGAGGAGGUGGCAUUCUGGGAGGAUGGCAGCUAUGAGGCGGUGUCAGGAUGGACCCCAAGUUCCUCCAACCAGGAGCUCAGUGACAUCAGGAUUACAUUACAGAAAGAGACGUCAGGUCUAUGCUGCAGGAGAGAUGUUGGGCCUGUCCUGAACGCAGCAUAAUGUUUGGACAAAAAAAACACUGCCAGAUGGUCCAGAAAUGGACAAGCAUUUAUAUCUUAUUUUGUGUGCAAACAGUAAAAAAUAAAAUGAAAUAAAGAUAAAAAAAAAACUUCUUUGUCUCUUUUAUGUUCCUCAUAUAUGAACAUGUUGCAUAUAAGCAAUAUCAAAUGCUUAUACAAUACAGCAUUUAUUUUUAUAUAGAUUUUUUAAAAUACAACAUUAAAAAUAUUAAUGAUUGGGG
Molecule: messenger RNA, 2371 nt
Organism: Poecilia latipinna (sailfin molly)
Lineage: Eukaryota; Metazoa; Chordata; Actinopteri; Cyprinodontiformes; Poeciliidae
Product: P2Y purinoceptor 1-like
Exons: 3
Coding region: 198-1157 (319 amino acids)
Biological process (GO): G protein-coupled receptor signaling pathway
Cellular component (GO): membrane
Molecular function (GO): neuropeptide receptor activity
Source: RefSeq, a predicted model, not a curated record